UCUUGGAUUACCCGAUCCCAAAUUUUGAUUUUCCCUCUAUUAAUCCGAGUCGAUUUCGCUUUCCCUAAGAUCCAGCUACAAAAUUCCACAAGUCCAUCCUUACAUUUUCCUUUGUAUUUCACCAAUUACUGAAAUUUGAUGUUCUUCUGAGAUUCGUUAAUAGGAUUUACUAGAUGGUUUCGUUGAUGGAAGCAUAUGCAAUGAACUUUGGAAAAGAAAAUUUUGAUUUAAAUCGAUUUGAAUGCUUAUAAAUUAUCGAUUUAGAAGUUUACUGUGAAAUUCUCAGAUUCUUCGGUUAUAUACAGUUGUUAUUUAGUUAGUCGAUCGAUCUUCACUUCGUUUUAGUACUUAAUAAGGAAACCAUGACAUUGGCUUCCCCAAAAGGCAAUGGUAAAAUGGUUGCUUUCCCUCGGGGCCUUACUUCCAUUGCAGCCUCAGUUGUGAUACUAGCAAUGUUCUUGAUUUUUGCUUCUUGGCUUCUAGUUUCGUUUCCGAUCGGUUCAGCUAUUAGAGGAUAUUUUUACAGUGUUGAUAGGAAAAUAGUUUUGCCUGCAUCGAAGAAUGUAGAUUACAGCUAUAGCAAUUCGUCAUCCGGGUCGAAUUUAGAACUGCCCACGAUGAGUUCAAAUAGUUCUGUUGUUGUUAAUAAUGAAAAAGCACAAGUUUCCAUUAGAUCUGUUGAAAAGGAUUCAAUGGCAUCUGAGUCUAAUGUAGAACCGUCUUCUAGUGGCAAAGAUUCAGUUGACUUGAAGAAUAAUGAGACUCUGGAGAAACCUACAGAGCUUCCAAAACUGUCGUCUAGAGCAACAGAAAAGAAGGCAGACAUGUCCGGUUUUCCGUCUAGCAAUACAUCUGAGAGCAAUUCUGUUGAUUCAGGCUGUGACCUAUACAACGGAAAGUGGUUCUAUGAUCCACAAGGACCAUCAUACACCAACAAUUCUUGCCCUGUCAUAACACAGAUGCAGAAUUGCCAGGCCAAUGGGAGGCCCGACAAGGAAUACGAGAAUUGGCGUUGGAAACCCUCUAAAUGUGACCUCCCCAGAUUUGAUGCCAAUAAGUUUCUCGAGUUGAUGAGAGGAAAGACACUUGCUUUCAUUGGUGAUUCUGUCGCUCGAAAUCAGAUGGAAUCGAUGCUGUGCCUUCUCUGGCAGGUUGAAGUUCCACAAAAUCGAGGGAACAAAAGAAUGCAACGAUGGCAUUUCGUGUCAACAUCUGUAAUGAUAGUCCGGAUAUGGUCUUCUUGGCUUGUUCGUGAAACCACUGAAAAAAUUGACUUUGCUCCCGAGGGUGUUACCAAGCUUCAUCUUGAUGCUCCUGAUGAUAAAUUAAUGGAGUUCAUCCCAAAUUUUGAUGUGAUUGUUAUUUCUUCCGGCCACUGGUUUGCCAAACAAUCUGUCUAUGUCUUGAACAAUGAGAUUGUGGGAGGACAAUUAUGGUGGCCAAAUGGAUCUCCUCCCAUGAAAGUCAACAAUGUCGACGCAUUUGGAAUAUCUGUAGAGACAAUUCUCUCCGCAAUUCUUACACACCCUAAUUACACCGGUCUGACUAUCGUACGUUCCUUUUCUCCUGAUCAUUACGAGGGCGGGGCUUGGAAUACGGGUGGAUCAUGUACUGGAAAGGAAAAACCUUUAGCCAUCAGUGAGUUAGUGGAGAACGGUUUUACAAAUAUAAUGCAUGAGAAACAGGUCUCGGGUUUUGAACGUGCUGUUAAGAAGGCAACAAAUAAGUCCAAGCUACAGUUGAUGGACAUUACCGAAGUCUUUUCGUAUCGCCAUGAUGGCCAUCCAGGCCCGUAUAGGAAUCCGGAUCCAAAUAAAAUCACAAAACGUGGUCCAGACGGAAAGCCACCUCCUCAAGAUUGCUUGCACUGGUGCAUGCCAGGUCCUAUUGAUACCUGGAAUGAACUCGUGCUUGAAAUUAUCAGAAGAGAAUUCGAUGGCAACCGAAACUCGUCGUCAUAAGAUUUGAUUGCGUGCUUCUGUAAUUGAAAGCAGUAACAUAAUCAGUUCAGUGAGAUGUAUGAGAAGAGGUAAGGAAAGUCCUUUGUGUUUAUACCUGUUGUAGCAGAUUGUAACAUUGAGCUAUUUUACUAGGGAAAAUUCACUCUUUACAGGAAAGAAAACAAAUCUUUCCAGAGAAA
Gossypium arboreum is the source of this 2140-nucleotide messenger RNA. Its product is annotated as protein YLS7. Gene Ontology annotation, molecular function: O-acetyltransferase activity. The transcript is spliced from 4 exons. Gene Ontology annotation, cellular component: Golgi apparatus. NCBI's taxonomy places the organism in Eukaryota, Viridiplantae, Streptophyta, Magnoliopsida, Malvales, Malvaceae. The coding region runs from base 363 to 1961 and encodes 532 amino acids. The record is from RefSeq and is a predicted model, not a curated record.